Messenger RNA from Colletotrichum godetiae, 426 nucleotides. RefSeq lists its product as uncharacterized. The record is from RefSeq and is a predicted model, not a curated record. Lineage: Eukaryota; Fungi; Ascomycota; Sordariomycetes; Glomerellales; Glomerellaceae. The transcript has a single exon. The coding region runs from base 13 to 255 and encodes 80 amino acids.
GCAAUAUAAGGAAUGGCUAGGGCUUUUGGCACGCUACUAAUUGCUGGGCAAGGUCGCUAUUUGGCAGGUCUAUGGGAGAAGCAGCUGGAGAAAAGUUUGCCCUGGUGGCAAGAGGGAGUAAUGGAUAUUUUCUUGCCCAAAUCUCAGAAGUCCCGGCCACAGGAGUGGGUAGCACCCUCAUGGUCAUGGGCAUCGCAUCCGUGCAGGGAUCGGUUCACUUUGUCGCAAGAAAUGGGAGGAGCCGCCCCCUCAUAACUAUCGUUGGUGCCGAAAUCGCGUUAAAAUCACCUCAGAAUCCUUUUGGAAGAGUUAGUUCGGGAUCUCUGACAAUUUCAGGCCCAUCUUUGGCGACCAGAGCUGCAGGCAGUCAUGGUAGAGAUUUUAACGGGGAUAGAUGGCUCAAUUACAAGGACGAACGGGUUGGAU